UUAAGGAAACAAACCAGUAUUUUCAUUUAUCCGGUGCUGUAUUCACUUCCUUCUUCAUUUUCUUCUGCACCCAAAAAUCAAAAUCUCCCCUUUUCAACCCAAUUUUCGCCAUAAACCCUAGAUUCACCGAACCCACCGACAAAGAAGGAACCCGGCGACUCAAAACACAGUUUUUCUGCUCCGAGGUUGUCGGGUGGGGGCAUGGCCAUGUGUUUCCUUCGAGGAAAUUGAUGAUUUUGCAGAACACCCGGUCUUGUUUCGUCUGUGGGAUCAACGUGAAGGAAGGAAAGUAACGAGCUUUGGGGCUGAAUCGUGGUGGGUUUGUGGAGUAUGCAUAGAUCUGGAGCUACGAUGGCGUGGAACGUGUUCAAGUUCUGCACUGCCCUGCGAGGAUUGGGCUCGAUCAUGAUUCUGUUGGUUCUUGGGGUCGUUGGUGUGACUUAUUAUGCUGUUGUUUUGACCAAUUUUGGCCCUGCUUUGUCUGCUGGAGGACUUGAUUCUCUUGUUGCCGUGCUAGUGUUGAUCUUGUUUCAUAGUUUGUUGGUUAUGCUGUUGUGGAGUUACUUCUCUGUUGUUUUUACUGAUCCUGGGAGCGUUCCUCCUAACUGGAGGCCUACAAUUGAUGAGGAAAGAGGAGAGGCUGAUCCGCUGGUUGGGACGGAGUUUAGUAACGUGCAGGCUGAUCCCAAUCAACGGAUUCGGUACUGUCGGAAGUGCAAUCAGCUCAAGCCACCUCGAUGCCACCAUUGUUCAGUUUGUGGGCGCUGUGUUUUGAAGAUGGACCACCAUUGUGUGUGGGUAGUCAACUGUGUUGGAGCUCUAAAUUACAAGUAUUUCCUUCUCUUCUUGUUCUACACAUUUCUUGAGACGACUCUGGUGACUGCAUCCUUACUGCCACAUUUUAUUGCAUUCUUUAGUGAUGGAGAAAUCCCUGGAACACCUGGCUCUCUUGCUACAACUUUUCUUGCUUUUGUUUUAAACCUGGCCUUUGCACUAAGUGUCUUGGGAUUUCUCAUCAUGCACAUAUCUUUGGUGGCUGCUAAUACUACCACUAUUGAGGCUUAUGAGAAGAAAACUACUCCAAAAUGGCGUUAUGACCUUGGUCGUCGAAAAAAUUUUGAGCAGGUUUUUGGAAUGGACAAGAAGUACUGGUUCAUUCCUUCAUAUUCAGAUGAGGAUAUCCGAAAGAUGCCAGCUCUACAAGGUCUUGACUAUCCUUCAAAACCUGACUUUGAUUCCCAAUAGUUCUAAAAGCUAAUAUAUAUUCACUUCAUGUGACAAAAGACAUGGGGAGACUCCACAACCAUCUACUUCCACUUUCUAACACAAUGUAGCCUGUAAGUAAAUGUGGCCCCCAGCGAUUCAUCUACACAGACACCUAGUAUGAUGUUUUGUUUUGUAUUUUUUUUUUGAAAUUGUUUUUUUAAGGUGCUUGUGUCAUGUUGAAAUGAAGGAAGCAAUGGGGGCCAAGGUAGUGUGAUGCUGGUUUCUGGGGCUAAUGUGUUUAUGUUCCCAUAAUGAUAGGAACUGUUUUCCCAAGCAAUGCAAUAUUCUUCUUACAUUUCCUUUGUAUUCUGGUUGAGUGAAAUAACAAUCCCUUUUUGUGCUGGAA
Messenger RNA from Vigna angularis (adzuki bean), 1612 nucleotides. RefSeq names its product probable protein S-acyltransferase 14. Gene Ontology annotation, biological process: peptidyl-L-cysteine S-palmitoylation; protein targeting to membrane. The transcript has 7 exons. Lineage: Eukaryota; Viridiplantae; Streptophyta; Magnoliopsida; Fabales; Fabaceae. Gene Ontology annotation, molecular function: protein-cysteine S-palmitoyltransferase activity. Gene Ontology annotation, cellular component: Golgi apparatus; endoplasmic reticulum. The record is from RefSeq and is a predicted model, not a curated record. The coding region runs from base 331 to 1245 and encodes 304 amino acids.